Messenger RNA from Rotaria sordida, 267 nucleotides. Lineage: Eukaryota; Metazoa; Rotifera; Eurotatoria; Philodinida; Philodinidae. The record is from the annotation of a GenBank genome assembly.
AUGUCUCAACUUGAUAAAUUUAAUUUCUAUAUUAGUACUAAAAUUUCAAUUGAUGAUUCAGUUUAUCAUUUAUCAGAUGAUAAUAUGCAACAAACAUUUAAUAAUAUAGGUUAUUAUAAAACAUCUUCUUUUGUUGAUUAUUAUUCUUCAUCAAAUGCAAUAUCUAAUGUUUUUUCACUUCCAUUUAUAUUUAAUCGUCUUGAAAUGAUCACCAAGAAGUUUCCAUCGUUUAAUAUUUUCUCAUGUUAUUUAUUUGCAAGUAGUUAA